Oppiella nova is the source of this 806-nucleotide messenger RNA. The record is from the annotation of a GenBank genome assembly. NCBI's taxonomy places the organism in Eukaryota, Metazoa, Arthropoda, Arachnida, Sarcoptiformes, Oppiidae.
AUUUUAUAGUUAUUUAUAUUUUUGUGUUGCAUUCAUAAGUAUAAUUAUUACUAUAACUAGUGGUCAACAGUACAAUCAAUACGAUAACCACAGAUACAAUGACAGAUAUAAUACCUAUAAUAACAGAGACAGGUAUGGAGACUCGGGAGAGGGUGGCCUACUAUACUAGAAGUUGUGAGGACACAUUCACCGAAAGGCAAAGGGAUGCCCGUAAUAGUAGUGCAUUGCAUUACUAUCGCGAUUGUCUGAGACGGGUAGUGGAGGACAGGUGUAGGGACACUAACCCAUUAAUAAUUGAUACGCUGAUGGGGUCCCGAAAACGGGAUUUAGACUAUUGUCCCGCUUAUACCCGGGACGAUAUAACGCCCGACAUUAUCAGUGGUCAGCAGUAUAAUCAAUACGAUAACCACAGGUAUAAUGACAGAGACAGGUAUGACAGGUAUGGACAGCGCGAUUAUUCCGGGAUUCUCAAUAUAACAACCGGUAUUAUGAUCGGGACAGACGGAUAUAGAGACUCCGGGAACAAUUUGCACGACGACCCCUGUAUACAAAAGGCCUUGUAUUACGUCAAGAAUUGUGAGAAUACACUCGUCGAUGACCAGAGGGAUGCCCGCACAGGUAGCCACCAUAAUGAUUGCAUUGUAUUCAUAUUACGAUUGCGUAAAUCUGGUGGCGAGGGACGAGUGCACAAACCCAUCGUCGGUAACAGUGGACAUACUUAUGGGGUCCCGGAAACGGGAUUUAAAUCAGGAAUGUAGGGAAUAUUCCCGGAGUCUGUGUUCCCACUCUUAUCGCCUUAAAUCCAC